Molecule: messenger RNA, 1235 nt
Organism: Rhododendron vialii
Lineage: Eukaryota; Viridiplantae; Streptophyta; Magnoliopsida; Ericales; Ericaceae
Product: protein trichome birefringence-like 34
Exons: 5
Coding region: 92-1027 (311 amino acids)
Cellular component (GO): Golgi apparatus
Molecular function (GO): O-acetyltransferase activity
Source: RefSeq, a predicted model, not a curated record
UAACUUGUUGCAGGGCUGCAACUUGUUUUCAGGCAAAUGGGUUUUUGACAAGAAGUCCUACACGCUGUACAAGGGGCAAAAGUGUCAAUUCAUGCUUGAUGACUUUGCUUGUGACAAGUUUGGGAGAAAAGACUUGAAGUAUCAGCAAUGGAGAUGGCAAGCUCAUGAUUGUGAUCUUCCUAGGUUCGAUGCCAGAGCUUUGCUAGAGAAGCUAAGGGGGAAGAGGCUUGUUUUCGUGGGAGAUUCACUGAAUAGGAACCAAUGGGUUUCACUGGUAUGCCUUGUCGAGUCCUCCAUCCCUCCUGGGCUCAAGUCCAAGUCCACCCAUUUCAAUGGCUCCUUGUUCACCUUCAACGCAAUUGAAUACAAUGCUUCCAUUGAUUUCUAUUGGGCUCCAUUUCUGGUUGAAUCUAACUGUGAUGAUCCAUUCCACCAUCAUGUACAGUAUAGGACGGUCAGAAUUGAGGCAAUUAAAAAUCAUGCACGACGCUGGAUUGAUGCAGAUGAACUAAUAUUUGAUUCCUAUAUUUGGUGGCUUGAGGAGAAAAUUAAGAUCUCAUGGGGAUUAUCCGAGAAAUCCAAUGAAACAUUUGACGUACAAAUGGUUACGAGAUAUGAAAUGGGUCUGAAGACUUGGGCAGAUUGGUUGGAGAUCCAUGUUAAUUGUACCAAGACCAAAUUGUUCUUUGUUAGCUUGUCACCGGCUCACCUUCGGGGAGAAGAAUGGGGAAUGGAUGCAAACCAAAACUGUUACAAUGAAACCGAGCCAAUACUCAAGGAGGGGUAUUCGGGAACCUUGUCAAAUCCCAAAAUGAUGCAAGUGGUGGAGGAAACAAUUGAUGAAUUGGAAGGGAGAGGUAUGAAGGUGCAUAUUCUCAACAUAACCCAACUCUCCGAGUAUCGAAAAGACGGGCAUCCAUCCAUUUACAGAAAGCAAUGGGUGAAUUUAACUGAAAAGCAAUUAUCGAACCCUCGGAGUUAUUCAGAUUGUGGGCAUUGGUGUCUUCCUGGAGUUCCUGAUGUAUGAAAUGAGCUUCUCUAUGCUUACCUUUCCUAUUAUUGAUAUAAGUAGAGAAAGAAGCGCCAUUCAAGAUCCAUAAAAUUUUCAAUAUGGCUGUGUUCAAGAUUUCAAAGGAGAACAAAAUGCGAGAGUUGCCCUUUUUCUUUUUCUUUUUGUUAAGACAGAAAAACUCUUUACAUCUUUUUUAUGGCAAACAAUCAUUGGAUGCCCGUAA